AAUAAAGGGAACACUUUGUAGCUGCUCAGGUGACCCUUCAUUUCAAAGAAUAUGAACAACCAAUAUAUACGUGUAGAAAUUUUUGCUUUGGAAACUUGUGAACUUAAAAAUGCUUGGGAAGAGAGGAUUCAAAAACAAAAUGAAGAACGACAAAUUGAAGCAGCUAGACAGCAAAGGAGUGCUCUAAAAAGGUAA
Messenger RNA from Bufo bufo (common toad), 195 nucleotides. RefSeq names its product protein FAM240B-like. NCBI's taxonomy places the organism in Eukaryota, Metazoa, Chordata, Amphibia, Anura, Bufonidae. The transcript is spliced from 2 exons. The record is from RefSeq and is a predicted model, not a curated record. Bases 52 to 195 code for a protein of 47 amino acids.